GUGGCUCUAAUCAAUCAAGAACAUAAGAAAGACUUCAGUAUACUUGCGAACUGUGAGGAGGAUGAGGAGUUGUGGGUUGAGGCCGAGUCGCCAGAAGGAAAGCCGUACUUCUACCAUUGGCAGACACGUGAAACAGUAUGGGACCGUCCUGAAAAAGCAAAGGUCGUUGGGCAAACUGAACUAGCUGAACUUAUUCAAAAAUCAAGUGAGGAGGAACGAAAGGAACGUGAAGGUGAGGUCUAUUUUCCCACAAAUCAUCGAACCCUGUUAAGCCGAAGCUGCAGUCGAAAUAAUAUUUUAACUUUUAUCUGGUUGACAUCCCUUGACUUUUAA
Messenger RNA from Angiostrongylus costaricensis, 333 nucleotides. Lineage: Eukaryota; Metazoa; Nematoda; Chromadorea; Rhabditida; Metastrongylidae. The record is from the annotation of a GenBank genome assembly.